Xyrauchen texanus (razorback sucker) is the source of this 4956-nucleotide messenger RNA. It is a transcript of the gene erbb2, whose product is annotated as erb-b2 receptor tyrosine kinase 2. The transcript is spliced from 27 exons. Bases 152 to 3970 code for a protein of 1272 amino acids. Lineage: Eukaryota; Metazoa; Chordata; Actinopteri; Cypriniformes; Catostomidae. Gene Ontology annotation, cellular component: signaling receptor complex; basal plasma membrane. The record is from RefSeq and is a predicted model, not a curated record. Gene Ontology annotation, biological process: protein phosphorylation; positive regulation of kinase activity; cell surface receptor protein tyrosine kinase signaling pathway. Gene Ontology annotation, molecular function: transmembrane receptor protein tyrosine kinase activity; ATP binding.
CCUGCCAGGAAGUUGUUGGUAUUCGGGAAAUAACAAAGAGACAAAAACAGGCAUAUUAAUCUCAAAGCAACUAAACACGGAAGAUCUAUUAAACGCGUAAGGGAUCUGGACUUAAAUACUGAAAGACUAUGGAUUAAUGGAGGACUAAUCGAUGGAGGCGGAGAGAAGUUUUGGUCUCCUCUGGGUUCUGCUACUGUUGGGCAUAACAGGCGCUACAGCCAGAGAAGUAUGUCUUGGGACAGAUAUGAAGUUGGCUUUACCCUCCAGUCUGGAGAAUCAUUAUGAGAUGCUCCGGCUGCUGUAUACAGGCUGUCAGGUGGUUCAUGGUAACCUGGAGAUCACUCACCUUCAGGGCUCGCCAGACCUCUCAUUCCUGCAGGGUAUAGUGGAGGUUCAGGGUUAUGUGCUGAUAGCUCACGUCUCAGUGCAUUCAGUUCCUUUGGACAGUCUGCGCAUCAUACGUGGCAGUCAACUCUAUAACUCGAGCUACGCUCUCGCUGUACAUGACAACAGUCAGCGCAGUCAGACAGGACUCGCUCUGAAGAAGCUACGCCUCAGGAAACUCACAGAAAUUCUGCUUGGUGGGGUUUAUAUUUGGGGAAAUCCUCAACUGUGCUUCCCCCAGAAUAUUAAGUGGAAUGACACUAUCUGUAAAGUUCAAAGCAAACCGUUGCACCUGCAAGAAGUCCCAAAGAACUGUCCUCUUUGUUCUUCAGCAUGCAGUUCUGGUGGAUGUUGGGGAGAAACGGAUCAAGACUGUCAAACUCUGACCUCUGUGCAUUGCUCAUCUGGUUGUUUACGCUGUAAGGGUCUGAAUCCCAAUGACUGUUGUCAUGUGCAGUGUGCUGCUGGAUGCACAGGGCCGAAAGACACUGACUGUCUGGCCUGUCGUCACUUUAAUGACAGUGGGGCAUGUAAAGAUAAUUGCCCCCUGCCCAACAUCUAUGACCCAAUCACCUUCCAGUCCAAACCCAACAAGGACAAAAAGUUCAGCUUUGGAGCUUCAUGUGUAAAACAGUGUCCACAUAACUAUUUGGCCAUGGUGGUGGCGUGUACCAUGGUUUGCCCCAAAGCUAACCAGGAAGUCAUUACUGUUCAACCAGAUGGACAAGAAACACAGAAAUGUGAAAAGUGUGAAGGAGAGUGUCCUGAAGUGUGUUAUGGGUUAGGUAUGGGAAACCUUCAGGGCGAGUCAGUUGUGGACGCCACCAACAUUGGCAUGUUUGUUGGCUGUAAGAAGAUCUAUGGCAGUUUGGCUUUUCUUUCGGACUCGUUUAAAGUGAACGCUGUUACCAAUUCAUCUGGACUGCAGCGGAGUGACCUAGAGAGAUUGAAGACUAUAGAGGAGAUCACAGGAUAUCUGUACAUUGAUGCAUGGCCAGAUUAUUUGCCUGAUCUGAGUGUUUUUGAAAACUUGAGGGUGAUCAGAGGAAGAAUGCUUUACAAGGGUGUUUUCUCUUUGGGAGUCCAGUCUUUGCAGAUAGAGUCUCUCGGGUUGCGUUCAUUGCGCAGUGUCAGUGGGGGUUUAGUUCUGAUUCAUAAUAACUCUAGACUGUGCUACACCUCCUCUCUUCCCUGGACCUCUCUGCUACACCCCACACAGGGACCGAACCUCAUCAGCAACAACAACCGAGAUCAACAAACAUGUGUUUUGGAGGGCAGAGUCUGUGACCCCCUGUGUGCUGAGGCGGGCUGCUGGGGGCCGGGACCCGGUCAGUGUGUGUCAUGUGUCAAUUACAAACGUGGGACCGAGUGUGUGGAGCAGUGUAAUGUCCUACAUGGGUCAGUACGGGAGUUUGUGGAUGGUUCUGUCUGUGUCUCAUGCCAUCCAGAGUGUCAUGCAGUCAACGGCUCUACCUCCUGUACAGGCCCUGGUCCAGAUCAGUGUAAGGAGUGUCUGCACUUUCAGGAUGGAGAUAUGUGUGUGGAGCGUUGUCCCAGUGGUGUAAAAGAGGACCAGCACACUGUUUGGAAAUUCUUCAAUGCUACAGGACACUGUCUGCCCUGUGAGACCAACUGCACACUUUCGUGUCCAUUAGAUGAUAGGGGGUGCCCCAUCCAACAGAAAACUGGGCCUGCUACAACCAUUGCAAUCACAGUUGGUGGUGUGUUUCUCUUCAUCAUUUUGCUGGCUCUGCUGGUGUUUUACCUGCGCCGACAGAAGCACCAGAAGAAAAAAGAAACCUUAAGAAGAAUUCUACAAGAGCACGAGUUGGUGGAGCCUCUGACUCCAAGUGGAGCGAUGCCCAAUCAGGCUCAGAUGCGCAUCCUUAAAGAGACGGAGCUUAAGAAAAUCAGAGUGCUAGGAUCUGGAGCCUUUGGCACAGUCUAUAAGGGUAUCUGGGCUCCUGAUGGGGAGAACGUUAAGAUCCCGGUGGCCAUUAAAGUUUUGCGUGAGAACACCUCGCCCAAAGCCAACAAAGAAAUCUUGGACGAAGCAUAUGUUAUGGCAGGUGUGGCGAGUCCGUAUGUGUGCCGUUUGCUGGGUAUCUGUCUGACAUCUACGGUUCAGCUGGUCACUCAGCUCAUGCCGUACGGAUGUUUGUUGGACUAUGUCAGGGAGAACAAGGAUCACAUCGGCUCACAGUAUCUCCUCAACUGGUGUGUACAGAUUGCUAAGGGAAUGAGUUACCUUGAAGAAGUGAGGCUGGUUCACAGAGAUCUUGCCGCUCGUAAUGUUCUGGUCAAAAACCCAAACCAUGUGAAGAUUACAGACUUUGGAUUGGCCAGACUGUUGGACAUAGAUGAGACUGAAUACCAUGCUGAUGGGGGAAAGGUGCCCAUCAAGUGGAUGGCGCUUGAGUCCAUAUUACAUCGAAAGUUUACUCACCAGAGUGAUGUAUGGAGCUAUGGUGUGACUGUAUGGGAACUGAUGACCUUUGGAAUGAAACCGUAUGACCAUUUACCGGCACGGGACAUUCCAGAACUUCUGGAGGGUGGAGAGAGGCUCCCUCAGCCAUUAAUCUGUACCAUAGACGUCUACAUGAUUAUGGUCAAAUGUUGGAUGAUCGAUCCUGAUAGUCGACCGCGAUUUAAGGACCUGGUGGCUGAUUUCUCCUCCAUGGCACGGGAUCCCCCUCGUUAUGUAGUCAUUCAAAAUGAUGAUCAAAUGAGUUUGUCGAGUCCCGUUGAUAGUGAGUUUUUCCGCACUCUAAUGGCAGAGGAGGGAGGGAAUGUGAAAGAGUUACUGGAUGCAGAAGAAUAUCUGGUGCCCCAACCUGGCAUCUUCAACUCACAAGGAGAAAUCAGAGCCAACGGACCCAGCAGACACCACUCACACCAGAGCACAGAUCAAGGCUUAGAGAUGGACGGUAUGCGAAGUGGGAGGGGUUUGUAUUCCUCUGUCAGCACUUUGGGGCAGAGUCAGUACCCAACCCUUCCUGUGGGGGCAACAGCCAAUGGGAUGUGGGCAGGGCCACAGUACCCCUCACUUGUACGGAGCAUUUCACACCGUUCACCCAUGGGCCAAUCAGACUCUGUGUUCCUGUAUGAGGGUGUGGAAGAAAACAUCUCUCCAUCCAGUCCUGGACGCUACUCUAAAGACCCCACCAUCCCCAACGGCAUCGAUGGAGAGUUGGAGAACGACGGUCCUAUAGCUUUCCUUUCACACACACUACCACGUGGAGCGCACACACAACCUGAGUAUGUGAACCAGGAUGUCUCGUCAGAGCGUCCCAGCACCCUUCCACGCAAAACGGGUGAGAGGCAGUUCAUUAAAGGUCUGUGUACUGGGCACAGUGUGGAGAACCCAGAGUAUCUGGUACCUGUGGGCAACAGGUCACCCACUUCACCCUCCUUUGACAAUCCCUACUAUCAUGAUAUUGCAGCUAAAGUUAAGGCAGUCUCUGGAGUGUCCAUGAAUGGCAGUCUAACUCACAUGCAGCCCAAUGGCUACGUGACCUCCACAGCAGAAAACCCAGAGUACCUUGGCUUAGCAGAGACAUGGAGUGGUGAAGUUGAGUAUACUUGAGUGAAAUAAUGUGGUACAGCAAAUUUGUGAAUGUAAUGACAAGGUGUAUGAGUGAAUGAAUGAAUAAUGGCAUGUAUUUUGUGAAGGACGUUCACGCCUCUGGAAAUGGUUUCUCGUGACUAUAUUCUAAAACAUCACAAAACCCAAUGUAGCAUUUUGUAUGGGAGUUUGAACUUGAAGAUGGAUGUGUCUUUGCCACAACAAUCUGCUUUAGAAAUUCUUCUGACAAAAAAUGUGGCUAUUUAGUGUUUUUUUUUUUUUUUUUUAAACUGUUUGAAUGAUGACGAUGUUAAAUAACACUGGAUACAACAAUAUGUCUUUUGAUAUAACUAUAUGGCUUUAAGUUUGGGAUUUAUUUUGGUUAUUUUGCUAGAAUAUUACAUCACACCUUUUUCUGAAGGUUCAGUUCAAUUCACAAUCGGAAGCAGACACACUUUGGCUUUACAGACUGCUGUGUGAGAGCAGAACUGGUGUGUAGCAAUGGUGUAACUCUUGAUCACAGCUCGACACAAUCAAAGCCGUUGUGUAUGUGAAGGCCCUGGGUGAGCAGCUUGACUACAGUGCCAAUGAAUGAAAGAGACAUCAUUGCCACAGGAAACAAGCCCUUUUGUGUUCAGCAGUGAAAGAGAAAUUAAGAUUUAUCACCAUUUCUCCUCAGUAAUAUAUCCAGGUUUCCACACCUGUUUUUCUAUUUUAUUUUAUUUCCUUUUUGUUCUUAAGAGAAAUGACUAUCUUUAUUAUGGACUUGGUAGCAGUUGUACAGUGAAAUGAUGAUUUAGCCUAUAUGUAGAGCAAGGUGGUGAAUCUCACAAAGAAAUGUCUUGAGUCAUUUUUUACCUGAAAAUCAAAAGGACAAAAAUAAGAAAUCAUAUUUUGCAUAAAGAAAUUGAAGCACAUUUUAUGACUAUUGAGAUUUAUUUUAUUUGUAUACAAUUAAGCAAAUUUUCCAUGCAUAUUUGCAUUAACGUAAUUUCUAGGCAAUGUUC